AUGAUGGCCUGCCAGGGGCUGCAGAGCGGAGAGAGUGUGGCGUCCCUGAAGAGAGAGUGCGACAAUCUCAAGAAGAAACUGGAGCAGGAGCGCGGGAAACUCAACGACGUAGAGCUCCAUCAGUUGGCUGAGAAGAUCGAGGUGCUGGGCAGUCUCUCCAUCAAGACCCGGCGCGUGCUCAAAGGCCACGUGAACAAGGUGCUCUGCAUGGACUGGUGCAAAGACAAACGGCGUCUUGUCAGCUCCUCACAGGAUGGAAAAGUGAUCAUCUGGGAUGGAUUCACCCUCAACAAGGAGAAUGCCAUCAGUGUUCCCUGCACAUGGGUGAUGGCCUGUGCUUAUGCCCCCUCAGGCUGUGCAGUGGCGUGUGGCGGCCUGGAUAAUAAGUGCUGUGUUUACCCUCUGUCUAUGGAUAAGAAUGAGAAUCUGUCUGCGAAGAAGAAGGCCGUCGCCUUGCACACCAACUAUGUCUCAGCAUGCGCCUUCACCAACUCUGACAAUCAGCUGUUGACCAGCAGUGGUGAUGGCUCAUGUGCAUUAUGGGAUGUGGAGAGUGGGCAGCUGCUGCAGAGUUUCCAUGGUCAUUCUGGUGAUGUCCUCUCCCUGGAUCUGGCGCCCUCUGAGACUGGAAAUACUUUUGUGUCUGGGGGCUGUGAUAAGAAGGCAAAUGUGUGGGACAUGCGUUCAGGGCAGAACAUUCAGUCUUUUGAGAAUCACGAGUCUGACAUCAAUUGCGUGAAGUACUAUCCCAGUGGAGAUGCAUUUGCUUCUGCUUCAGACGAUGCUACAAUCCGUUUCUAUGAUUUACGUGCCGACCGUGAAGUGGCUGUCUAUCAAAAAGACAACAUCAUAUUUGGGGCUUCCACUGUGGACUUUUCUCUGAGUGGUCGCCUGCUCUUUGGCGGCUACAAUGACUACACCAUAAAUGUUUGGGACGUGUUGAAAGGGACCCGCACCUCUGUUCUGUUCGGACAUGAGAACCGCGUGAGCAGAGUGAGAGUCUCCCCUGACGGCACAGCCCUCUGCUCUGCCUCCUGGGACCACACCUUACGGAUUUGGGCAUGA
Messenger RNA from Knipowitschia caucasica, 1065 nucleotides. Lineage: Eukaryota; Metazoa; Chordata; Actinopteri; Gobiiformes; Gobiidae. The record is from the annotation of a GenBank genome assembly.